AUGAUUUCAGGAAAUCUCAAGCAACUGACGGAGUAUCUCGGGAAGUCUGCAGAUUUGCUCUCGAAACACCAGUUGCAGUUAGAUAGCGUUCUUCAAACGCUGGAUUUACAGCAGCAUUCUCUGGGAAUCCUGGCUAUCCUGUUGGUGAAAUUCAACAGUGUCGCCGUUACAUCGGACGCCUUCGAACCCCUGUUCGUUCAGUUUCACGAGUUCAUUCUUGGCUGCAACGGUGAACAGAUCCGGUUUGCUGCAGACUCAUUUGCAGAGCUAUGUCACUUGUGCACUGAAGCUCUGACGGAACGAAGGAAGCCAGCGAUGGGAAUUCCUGCAAUGAAGGAAGCGUUAAUCAAGUUACAAUCAAAAGAGUCGCAGUUGACUUCUAUCCACUCUGAUCUACUGAGGCUGUGUCUACUUGCGCGAAAUUCCACUGCGCCGCUUCACUUACUGGAAAUAGACAUUGAUGAUAUAAAUCGUGAGAACGGCCAGAUGGAUCCAAAGUACGUUCUAUUGUAUUAUUAUUACGGAGGAAUGAUCUACGCAACCCGCAAGAACUGGGAAAAUGCCCUUUUCAUGCUGUCAAUGUGCAUAACAACGCCUGCCAUGGCUGUUUCACACAUAAUGUUGGAGGCCUACAAGAAGCAUAUGCUCAUAUCUCUUAUCCAUAUGAAAAAGAUUGUUCCGUUGCCGAAGUACACUUCAGGAGUGGUUAACCGUUUUUUCAAGCAUCUUGCUCUUCCGUAUCAUGACCUCGCCACCGCAUUUUCGCACAACGACUCAAUCGAAUUUGAGCAAGUGAUGGCCCGACAUUCGGAUGCUUUUGUGAGGGAUCAGAACAUGGGAUUGGUAAAGCAAUGCCUGAGCUCUCUUCACCGAAAGAACAUCCAAAGGUUGACAAUGACGUUUAUGACGCUAUCAUUGGAGGACAUGGCGAAUCGUGUAAAGCUUUCUGGUCCUCAGGAAGCUGAACGAUACGUGCUGGAAAUGAUAGAAGAUGGUGAUAUAUACGCAACAAUUCACCCUGAUGACGGCAUGGUCGAAUUUCAAACAAAUCCUGAAAAUUACGAAAGCAUGUCGGUGUUGGAGCAGCUUAAGGCAGCAAUGGAGGCGAGCAUGCACUUGGAGAACAAAGUUCAAAAAAUGAGCGAUGAACUUUCUGUUAAUCCCGAUGUGAAAUGCGACAUGGCGGAUUCAGAGUUGAAAAGAGCUCUCACGUCAUUCGACGAUGACUUUGGCAAUCAUAGAGAGACCUCAAAAAACCGAGUAUCGACAUCGUCAGCUGGAAAAGGCACAGUCCGAGUCCCUCGUCAAGCCCAGAGGAAGGCAAUUUGUUCGUUAGUGGAAGAUCUGAGAAAAUCUCGAGAAAAAGAAGAGAAAAAGAAAAAACUUGCGCAUAAACGUUUGAAAGCUUUGGAUCGUGGUAUCAGGGUUUUGAAGCCUGAUUUUGUUGCAAAGGUCAUUUCCACAGAACCACCAACGAAGCAACCAUCAAUAAAGCCGAAAGAAAGAGGAACCAGCACGUUUACGGACGAAGAUUUUGAGAAGUUUGAGGAAGAAUAUUUUGUUCCCGGAAAAUUUUGA
Notodromas monacha is the source of this 1578-nucleotide messenger RNA. Lineage: Eukaryota; Metazoa; Arthropoda; Ostracoda; Podocopida; Cyprididae. The record is from the annotation of a GenBank genome assembly.